GCGCAUCCCGCACCUCCAUUGAACGUCGCCCGAGUCUGUGCUGCAGCCGCGCCUCCCACUUUUGAAUAGCUUUUGCUGUCUUUGUGGGCGCAUCAACUCCACGCUUCCCUCUCCACCAUCUCCGCGCCUCAUUCUUCUUCUUUCAACUCUCUUCUCCCUACAUACUCUUUAAUCAUCACUAGAAACAGCGCUCGACUCAACCCGCCGCGCCUGUCGCAACCUCGAAGCCUUGCGCUUCCAUUGUCGCUCUCAAUACUGCUAGAUUUCGCAGGGCGCUCGCCCUUGCCGAGUUUGAUGUCGCGCCACUGCUAAAUACCACCUCUCGGAUCAUUCACCAGACUCUUCGGCGCACGCUUUUUUCUACAGCCCCCUGUAUCGCCAACCGCAACCAUGGCGUCGCCGACAACGGAUACACCGACCGCGGACCCUGCGGCGCGCGACUCGCCGUCCGUGCCCGACAAGGAAAAGACUGCUGAUGUCAACGGGUGAGUGCAGUUUCGCGCUGGGAGCUUAUUGUCGCAGUGCUCUCUGGAUGAUUUUUGAUCAUUACCUCUCGCAUCAAGAUGCGCUUGUAGUGCUGACUGGGGUGCUGUUUGUUUUUGUCUAGCCAUGCACCACCUGCCUCGGAGCCAGCCAAGGACGCCCAGACCGAAUCUAAAACUGAGACGAAACCCGAACUUGAGAACAAGCCCUCAUCGGAUAAGCCUGACGAGGCUCUUAAGAAGGCUUCUGAUGAGUCUAAACCUCCUGCUGCCGAUUCUGGUGCAGACAUCGAUGCCGAUGCCGAUGCUGAUGCUGACGUAGACGCUGAUGCCGACACCAUCAUGACCGACGAUAAGCCUGCCGAUAAACCCGUUGACAAGCCCGCCGAAGAGCCCGUCGAGCCCAAAGUUGAAGAGGCGCAAGAGGCACCGCCUUCAUCAGAUGUUGAUGUCGGCUCAUCAGGUAUCUCUCAAUUGGCUAUUGACUCCAAAUCCCCUAUUAACACCUCCUUCGAAGUGUCCAUGACCGACGCUCUCAGCUCAAAGGUUUCUCGGGAACGAGAGGAGGAGGAGGAUGACGAGCCGCUUGCCAAGCGAGCAAAGACGGAGCCAAAGGAUGAAGGUGCAGCCAUCACGGCGACGCCCAAAAGCGAGCAAGCCGGUACUCCCGUACCUGGCAACGAUCGUGGCCUGGGACGUCUUGCUUCUCUGCAAAAGUGGAAUGACUCAGGGAUUCGCGACAAGAAACUUUCACUCUUCCAGCGCCGUGAAAUCAGAAGGAUCAUCGGCAGGGUCAAGAAGACCAAGCAUGGUGGCCACUUCCGGGAUUCCGUCCCGAAGCUGUGGCCGGCAUUGGGAGAGUCCUACUUGGCAAGGAUUGAGAAUCCCAUGGAUCUGGCUCAGAUUGACCGAGGCCUCCGCGACGCCAGUAGCACUUACACUACGUUUGGUGACAUGCAAAAGGACCUGCAGCUCAUCUUUGAAAACACUCUGACCUUCAACGGCGCCUUACACGAUGUCACAGAUGCAGCAUUCUACGCAGUACGAAAUGUGUGGCAAGAGGCCGUCAUCAUCCCCGACGACGAGCCUGCGCGACCCAAAUCUGUAGCCAAGCCCAAACCUCCCCGCGAGCCUCGCGUCCUGCCAAGCGGACCCGACAAUGCCGCGCGAAGGCAAUCCUCGGGGCCUGCAUCCAGCCCGCCACCCCCCGUGGCUGCAUCGAAACCCAAGCCGCAGGCCGCAGAGCCCAUUGCGGAUCGUCGCGGCUCAACAGCCACAGACGGAGAUAGACCAAAACGGACGGUAAGGGCACCGAAGCCCAAGGAUAUCGAUUAUACCACUAAGCCUUCUCGCAAGAAACUCAAGCCCGAAUUGCAAUUCUGCGACGAGGCACUGGCGGAGCUCAUGCACCCCAAGAAUUCGACGCUCAACAUGUGGUUCCUCGAUGCCGUCGACGCUGAAGGCCUCAACAUUCCCGACUACUACGCCAUCAUCAAGAAGCCCAUGGACCUGGGCAAGGUGUCGCGCAUGUUGAACGGGGGCGAGAUUGCCAACGCCAAGGAGUUUGAUAAGAAUGUGCGCCUUGUCUUUACCAACUGCUACCAGUUCAACGGACCUCCCGAUCAGGGCAACCCCGUAUCCAUGGUGGCCAAGCAGCUUGAGGAUCUCUACAACCAGCAGAUGAAGGGCAAGGAUGCAUGGCUGGCCAGAUACGCAAAGGCCAACGCACCCGCUGCGUCUGCCUCCAACGCUAGUGACGAUGAGGAGGAGGACGAUAGUGAGGAAGACGAGGCCGGAGCCCCCGCCGUAGACAACUCCAAGGAGAUCCAGCAACUCAAAGCCAAGUUGGAAGAAGAGAGCAGUAAACUCAACCGCAUGUUUGCUUCCGGGGAAGCGCAGGCCAUGAUUGAAUGCCAAAAGGUCAUUGUUGAAACCGUGCAGCAGGCCCUUUACAAGGCGGCGCAGAACCAGGGCGGCGAAGGCAAGGCUAAGCACCAGGACAAGGCGGUCAAGAAGUCUAGUAAGCCAAGCAAGAGCAAGGCGGCGGGCAGCGCCCCUGCGCGCAAGUCGUCCAGCCACGCGCCCCCUCCUAAGAAGGCGGGUGUUGCGAAGAAACCGGCUCCCAAGAAGAGCCUGUCGGCAGCGGACAAGGACCAGAUCGCGAGCGCCAUCAACGAUCUUGAGUUCUCCAACCUCGACCAAGCUAUUGACAUAAUUAAGCGUGACACGGGUCAAAACGAAAACAACGACGGCGAACUCGAGCUAGACAUUGACCAGCUCAGUAACGAAGCGCUGAUCAAGCUAUGGGAGCUUUGCAAGAAGGCGCUCCCAGGAUUCGGUAAAAGUUCAAACGCCACAGCAAAGUCGCCCGAAGUUAAUAGGGCGGUCCCCGCAAAGCAGGCUCCUAAAUCGGCUUCCAAGCCCAAGAAGAACAAACCCAUGAGCGCGCAGGAGCAGGAGGCGCGCAUCGCACAGUUGACCGCUAUUUCGCAAAUGUACAAAAACGGCCAAGAGCCUGUUGAUGAUGGACCUGCUGCGAUGGCGCAUGACCAUAACGAUUCGAGCGAUGACUCUGACUCGGAAGAAGAGUAAAAGAAGAGUCUUCUUUUGCUCGCUCUUGAAAUAGAUUCGCUGUGGAGGCGUACUUUGUCUCUGUUUGUGAGAAGAUAAAAGAGCUGCGCUGGUUAUAUGCUCGUUUGGGUACUCAAGGUCGCAACCUGCAAUGAUGGUUGCAAGCUAGAAGGGAUAUAUAUGUGCUUUUCGGCCAAGUAAUUUUCAGACUCGCCUGCUUUCAUAGCGGCGGGUGAUUGACGUGGUCAGGCCUGGUCUGGUGGCCGUACUGAAAUGGUAUUCAGGGGAAGACAAGUAGGGACAUGGAUGAAGGGUCCAAAAGGCCGUUGAAAAAAAAAGUAUUGGGAGGACUAAAAGAGGCGUCGGGGAGUUUGGCUGGUAACGAACGACUAAGGGAUUUUUUUUUCUCGCUGGAAUUGCGCUGCGCCAUUGCAAUUUCUUUAUUUGCUUCUUUUUGCUGCUUGAUACUCCUUGAGAAUGCGAGAGAACGGAGGUCUUUAGGGAUGGAAAGGCAUGGCCCGUGGUAGAGGGCGCGACGAAUUGUAUGUAGUGUAGGAUGAAUUGUAUAAUAUGACGAUGACGCUUG
Trichoderma atroviride IMI 206040 is the source of this 3639-nucleotide messenger RNA. Lineage: Eukaryota; Fungi; Ascomycota; Sordariomycetes; Hypocreales; Hypocreaceae. The record is from RefSeq and is a predicted model, not a curated record.